Messenger RNA from Hippopotamus amphibius kiboko, 2591 nucleotides. RefSeq names its product transmembrane BAX inhibitor motif containing 4 (gene TMBIM4). The transcript is spliced from 7 exons. Gene Ontology annotation, cellular component: membrane. The record is from RefSeq and is a predicted model, not a curated record. The coding region runs from base 60 to 776 and encodes 238 amino acids. Gene Ontology annotation, biological process: negative regulation of apoptotic process. Lineage: Eukaryota; Metazoa; Chordata; Mammalia; Artiodactyla; Hippopotamidae.
GCCGUUGUGCUGGUGUCGUCAGCUUCGUUCGGCAGGGCGGCUAGGGGUGCUGUGCGGCCAUGGCCGACCCUGACCCCCGCUACCCCUGCUCCUCCAUCGAGGAUGACUUCAACUAUGGCAGCUGCGUGGCCUCCGCCAGCGUGCACAUCCGAAUGGCCUUUCUGAGAAAAGUCUACAGCAUCCUUUCUCUGCAAGUGCUCUUAACUACAGUGACAGCCACAUUUUUUUUAUACUUUGAUUCUAUACGGACAUUUGUACAUGAAAGUCCUGCCUUAAUUUUGGUGUUCGCCCUUGGAUCUUUGGGUUUGAUUUUAGCCUUGACUUUAAACAGACAUAAGCAUCCCCUUAACCUGUACCUGCUUUUUGGAUUUACACUGUUGGAAGCUCUGACUGUGGCCUUUGUUGUUACUUUCUAUGAUGUGUAUAUUGUUCUGCAAGCUUUUAUACUGACUACUGCAGUAUUUCUUGGUUUGACUGUAUAUACUCUACAAUCCAAGAGAGAUUUCAGCAAAUUUGGAUCAGGAUUAUUUGCUCUUUUGUGGAUUUUGUGCUUGUCAGGAAUCUUGAAGUUGUUUUUUUACAGUGAGACAAUGGAGUUGGUCUUGGCUGCUGGAGGAGCCCUUCUUUUCUGUGGAUUCAUCAUCUAUGACACACACUCAUUGAUGCAUAGGCUGUCACCUGAAGAGUAUGUAUUAGCUGCCAUCAGCAUCUACUUGGAUAUCAUCAAUCUAUUCUUGCAUCUGUUGCGGAUUUUGGAAGCAGUUAAUAAAAAGUGAUUGAAAGCAGUAUAUAGAAACUUAUUCAUUAAGUAAUAAAUAAAGGUUGAGAUAUAAUUAGUAAAUACUUUUAAGAUUUUAUUUGUAUGCUAUGUACUAUAUUAUAAAGUAUAAAUCUCCUUUUAGUAGGAGAUUUUAAUCUUAUUUAGAAAGGAAAAAGUAUAAAAGAUAAAUUCCAGAGAAUUGUUCAGUAUUAUAAUAAAAUUAUAUUAAAAUGUUAAUGACAUUUCAUUAUAAAAUGAUCUAUUAAAAAUUAAAGUUCUGCUUGACAGUCAGAUAUUUUGACAUAAAAUAUAAUUUAACAUUAUUAGUUGUUUAAAUUACAGGUUUCAUUUGAAAAUUAACAGCAGUAUACCAGUGACCAAUGAAACUUUGGUAAAUUCCUGUCUGCAUUAGUUUGCUUAGGGUGUCAUAAAAAGUACCAAAGUAACAAAGUAACGAAGACUGCUUGGCUUAAACUGAAGUUUAUUUUAUUGCAGUUCUGGAGGCUAGAAGUCUGAGGUCAGGGUGUCAGCAGGGUUGGUUUCUUCUGAGGGCUCUCUCUGGUGGUAGAUGGUCAUCUCCCUGUCUUCAUGUGGACUUCCCUCUGUACUUGUCUGUGCCCAAAUUUCCUCUUCUUAUAAGGGUACCAGUCAUACUGGAUUAGGGCCCAUCCUAAUGACCUCAUUUUAGUUUAGCACUUUAUAAAGAUUCUGUCUCCAAAUACAGUCACAUUCUGAGGUACUAGGAGUUAGGACUUUGCAGUGGUCUUAAUAUUUAUGUCCCCCAAAUAAUUUGGUGAAACCUAAUCCCCGCUCUGAUGGUAUGAGGAGGUAGGGCUUUUGGGAUGUGCUUAGGUCAUCAGGGUGGAGUUCUUAUGAAUGGGAUUUAUAAAAGAGACCCCACACAGAUCCCUUACUCUUUCUGCCACAUGAGAGAUGACACAGUCUAUGAACCAGAAAAAGGGCCUUUAAACUAGACAUUGAAUAUGCCUGCUGGACUUCCCAGCCUCUAGAACUGUGAAAAAUAAAUUCCUGUUGUUUGUAAACCACCCAGGCUCUAGGGUUUGUUUUGGCCGCCUAAAUACGCUAAGGCGGACUUUAUCAUAUGAAUUUUCAGGGUAUGCAACCCAGUCUGUAACAUUCACUAAGCAUCAUUUUCCAGCUAUUAAACUGAAGUAAAUUAGUAGUAUGUAGAUUUAGCCUUUGGUGAGUUUUAGAUGUAAAUUUGACUCCGUCACUAUGAAUUAAUUAUUGAAUACCCAGGUGUAUAAUGCUGUACUCAAGUUUAACAUAGCGUCGUAGGUGAGAGAAUGUAAAUUGGAAUCCUUACUAUGCAGCCUACUCGUGUUGUUACUUAGCCUUCCUUCCUUACAUCUUUUACCUCAUCUUUGUAAUGGAAAUAAUAACACCUACUUUAUUGACUGUUAUAAGGAUUAAAUGAAAUAGAUAUGUCAGCUGCUGUUAUUAAUAUUAUUGUCGGUCCAAAGGGAGAAUGUACUGAAUUGUGACUAAAGAUGAUGAAUAAGCAAAUGCAGAUCUGACAUUUAAAAAAUGUAAAACAGUACCGUUUUUUAUCCAGCAGAUUAUUGUUUGGUUUGGAAAAAAUCAUAUAGACAUGUAAUUCAUUUAUCUUUUUAAGAUGACAGGUAAACUUUCAAAAAAUUGUUUUACUUUCUGAUAGGACAAAUACUGUAAUUUCUAAGAGUGUAAACAGAUCACAAGACCAAGAAGUUUGAAAACGACUGGGGUAUUUAUUUUGUAAAUCAACCAUAAUUAUUCAUACAUUCUUCCAUCAGUGAACUUUGUAUGGUUCCUCUUUUUUUACUGUCACAGU